GGUCAGUAUAAACGCUUAUAUACGGCUUGGAUUUAUUCGUUUAGCCAGCUAGGAAGCAGAGAAUCAUGUCCAAAAACAGUAUAGUAGUUACAUUCUUGGCGGAGUUUAUGUGCCAAUUCCGCUAAACUCCGUCUGGAUAUUUUCAUUUUCAAUUAUCCCGUUGAGUAAUUAAAAAAAGGUGAAGCUUCGGACGGUCAAAAUAAAUAAAUAGUGAGGCCUCGCUGCUCUAAAUCUCUCGACGUCAGGCUUAUCUCAUCCAUUCUUGAAGGAUCGAGUUGGGUUGGCUCACUACUAUCUUCACCGCAGUACGUCCAUCAUCAAAUUGUCAACAGAGAAUCCGGGAUCUCAAUCCUUCAAAUACAAUACCAAUCACGAACAAUAUGCCUACGAAUAAUAGCGUCAAGAAGGCGUUGUCGCUAAUCGAAGGCGAUGAUAAGUCUAAAGUUCUUGGCUUGACCGUUGGCAAGCAUACGAAUGUACAACCCGGGCAAUACAUCCCGAAAGCUGACGCACAAUCCGCUCCCGAGAUAACCUUCACUUCACUACCUUCCGACAAGACGUAUCUAGUAGUGGGAUUAGAUCUCGAUGCUCCAUUCCCUUCCUUCGGCGUAUUGGGUCCUAUUCUACACUGGAUUCAGCCAGGCUUCCAGGCUACCCCAGCCGGUGAAGGAGAGACAGUCAGUCUGAAGUCUAGCGCACCAUUCGUAGCUAAUUACAUCGGUCCUGCUCCGCCGCCUGGAAGCUCGCCGCAUCGGUACACGUUCUUCUUAUACGAGCAACCUGAAGGUUUCGAUGGGAAGAAGUACGCCCCGCCUGAUGGAAAGAAUCUCGGCAACGCCAAGCGUAUUCGCUAUGACCUGGACGCCUGGGAGAAGGAGGCUAAGCUCGGUCCCGUACUGGCUGUGAAUUAUUUCAACAGCAACUAAGUAAUAUCUAAUGGAGUGAAUUAAUUAUGAUCGAGAAUUUAGGAAGAAUCGAUAUUAUUAUCGUAUGGCGCAUGGGAUACCUUCUGCCUUUCCCCAAUUAUUAAUUUGUCUAAGCUCUUUGAGAGGUCCAACAGGAAUUUGUUUGGAUGGAUUGUUAUUAGGAUUAAUGUCGUUAUUCACCAAUACUCACAUACACAUAUUCCUCAACAAUUGAUCUUCCAAAACUCUUCUUGUCCAGUAAAAGCAAAGACCCUUCGAUUUUUUUUCUUCGGGCUGGGAACUCGAGAUUCUUGGUUGACAGGAUUUACGGGUCCCUGUUAGAGCCAUGAAAUUCCCUCCUGUGGUUUAUCGCUGUCAUUUGUUUUUGCGUCUUUUCUCCAUCUUCUAUUUAUUUCUGGAAUUUCGUUAGGCCAUGAUGCGAGUCCCCUAUCACCAACCUCCAAUAUUAGUUGCUCCCAAAUUUCAGAUUGGAGUCUUUCUUAGGCUUAUGAGCCUUCUCGCGCAUAAUACUUGAAUUUACUAAUUACUUGAUGACUUACAUACAAAUGAUCUUUAGGUAGCUAGAUGAACGGGCCGCUUCCGACAUCAUUCAUCGAGACCAUUAUCUCUAAA
This is a messenger RNA of Hypoxylon trugodes, 1538 nucleotides long. Its product is annotated as putative protease inhibitor. The transcript has 2 exons. Gene Ontology annotation, molecular function: peptidase inhibitor activity; phospholipid binding. Bases 381 to 926 code for a protein of 181 amino acids. Gene Ontology annotation, biological process: regulation of proteolysis; regulation of Ras protein signal transduction. The record is from RefSeq and is a predicted model, not a curated record. Lineage: Eukaryota; Fungi; Ascomycota; Sordariomycetes; Xylariales; Hypoxylaceae.